AUGGCUGACCGGAGACGAGUAAACGGACCGGUCGGGGCCACGUUUGCGCCGGUGUUUGCAAAGGAGGAGCAGGCCAAGGUGGCCAAGGUGCCUGAGAGAUCUAGGCCCAACGACAUAAUACGAAAGAUUUACCUCCAAACGGGCGUCACACCGUCUGCCUCGGGCUCGGCCUACCUGGAGCUGAGUUCCGGCGCCGUCCCCGGUACCUCGGGCCUCAAACUCAGCUGCACAGUGCACGGCCCGCGCGCCCUACCGCGGUCGGCGCCCUUCUCGCCGCAUCUGAUCCUGUCGACACACGUCAAGUAUGCGCCGUUUGCCACCAAGGAGCGUCGCGGGUACCUCCGCGACACGUCGGAGCGCGACCUGGCCGUGCAUCUGGAGACAUCGCUGCGUGGCGCGAUUCUUGGCGACCGCUGGCCCAAGAGCGGUGUGGACAUUGUGGUGUCGGUGAUUGAGGCGGACCAGGACCGGUCGGCGCCGUCCGUGGACCCGGAUGAGGAGCUGUGGGGUCUGAUGAGCGUGCUGAGCGGGUGCAUCACGGUGGCGUCGGCGGCGCUGGCAGAUGCUGGCAUAGACUGCGUCGACACUGUCGCCGGCGGCGUGGCGGCGGUGGUGGAAACGACAGAGGGUGUUGAGACAGAAACAAGAGACACAAAAGAGACGGUUCUUGUAGUUGAUCCGGUGCCGGCAGAGCACGGCAGGAUCGUGGCCGCGUGUUGCGUGGCCUAUUUGCCGAACCGCGACGAAGUGACGAACUUGUGGCUCAAGGGCGACUUGCCAGGCUCGGCCGGGGAUGAGCUGCACCUGAAGAUGCUGGACAAGGCGCUCCACGCUGCACGACAGGCCGACCAGGUUAUUGUUGCCGCUCUCAAGGAUUCGGCCGAGGAUAGUGGCUGA
This is a messenger RNA of Sporothrix brasiliensis 5110, 897 nucleotides long. RefSeq lists its product as uncharacterized. The record is from RefSeq and is a predicted model, not a curated record. Gene Ontology annotation, biological process: nuclear mRNA surveillance; rRNA catabolic process; poly(A)-dependent snoRNA 3'-end processing. The transcript is spliced from 2 exons. Bases 1 to 897 code for a protein of 298 amino acids. Gene Ontology annotation, cellular component: nuclear exosome (RNase complex); cytoplasmic exosome (RNase complex); nucleolus. Lineage: Eukaryota; Fungi; Ascomycota; Sordariomycetes; Ophiostomatales; Ophiostomataceae.